ACGAGGAGCAGAGGAGGCGCGCCAUAAAUGGAGUGGUGGACAUCACAAAGCUCUGCCUGAUGGAGAUGAACCAGGAGGAACUGGCAGACAAACUGUUGAGCGGAUCUGCUGCUGUCGAGUGCCAACAUAAAAUAAAGUCUAAUUUGCAGCAGAAGUUCAGGUGUGUGUUCGAGGGAAUCGCUAAAGCAGGACUUUCAACACCUCUGAAUGAGGUAUACACAGAGAUCUUCAUCACAAAGAGAGGCAGUGGCGAGCUCAACCAGGAGCAUGAGGUCAGACUGAUUGAAGCAGCUUCCAGGAAACCAGCCAUGGAGGAAACACCAAUCAAAUGUGAGGACAUCUUUAAACCCUUACCUGGACAAGAUAAAACAAUGAAAAAACCAAGGACAAUUAUGACAACUGGAGUGGCAGGCAUUGGUAAAACCAUCUUAACACACAAGUUUACUCUGGACUGGGCUGAAGGCAAAGCCAACCAUGACAUACACUUCACGUUUUUCCUCACUUUCAGAGAGCUGAAUUUACUGCAAGGGAAAGAGAUUAGCUUGGUGGAACUUCUUCAACGCUUCUUUUCUGAGACCAAAGAGCCAAGAAUCUACAGAUAUGACCCGUUCCAAGUUGUCUUCAUAUUAGAUGGUCUGGAUGAAUGUCGACUUCCUCUGGACUUCCAGAACAACCAGACCUGGACUGAUGUCAAAGAGCCGUCCUCGGUGGACGUGCUGCUGACAAACCUCAUCAGGGGCAACCUGCUUCCCUCCGCUCGCAUCUGGAUAACCACACGCCCUGCGGCAGCUGAUCAGAUCCCUGCUGAGUGUGUUGACAUGGUGACAGAGGUGAGGGGGUUCACCGACCAACAGAAGGAGGAGUACUUCAGGAAGAGAUUCAGAGACGAGAAGCUGGCCAACACAAUCAUCUCCCACGUAAAGAAAUCCCGAAGCCUCCACAUCAUGUGUCACAUCCCAGUCUUCUGUUGGAUUACUGCUACAGUUAUGGAGGACUUCUUCAAAAAAUCCCAGAUAGGAGAUGAGACGCCCAAGACCGUGACUCAGAUGUACAGCCACUUCCUGAGGGUUCAGUCGAUACAGGGGGACAGGAAGUUUCAUGGGAAAGUUGAAACAGAUCAACACUGGAGUCCAGAGAGCAGGAAGAUCAUUGUUUCUUUGGGAAAACUGGCUUUUAACCAGCUGGAGAAAGGCGAUCUGAUCUUCUACAAGGAAGACAUGGUGGAGUGUGUCAUCGAUAUCAGAGCAGCCUCAGUGUACUCAGGAGUGUUCACCCAGAUCUUUAAAGAGGAGUGUGGGCUGUACCAGAACAAGGUAUUCUGCUUUGUCCAUCUGAGCGUCCAGGAGUAUCUGGCUGCACUGUAUGUCUUUAUGUCCUUCAUCGACACUGGGGUCAAUUGGCUCUCAGAUGAACAACCAACUGUCGAUGAAAUCCUCUUCUACCAGAGUGCUGUGGACAAGGCCUUACAGAGUGAGAACGGACACCUGGACUUGUUCCUCCGCUUCCUCCUGGGCCUCUCUCUGGAGACCAAUCAGAUUGUCAUAAGAGGUCUGCUGGGACAGACAGGAACUAGCUCACUGACCAAUACAAAAACAGUGUCUUACAUCAAGGAGAAAAUAGAUGGAGAUCUCUCUCCAGAGAGAAGCAUCAACCUGUUCCACUGUCUGAAUGAGCUGAACGACCGUUCUCUAGUGGAGGAGAUCCAACAGGCCCUGACAUCAGGAAGUCUGUUCAAAACACAUGUCUCUCCUGCUCAGUGGUCAGCUCUGGUCUUCCUCUUACUCUCAUCAGAAGAGGAGCUUGACGUGUUUGACCUGAAGAAAUACGUUUCUUCAGAGAAUGGUCUUCUGAGGCUGCUGCCAGUGGUCAAAGCCUCCAAAACAUCUCUUUUGAAUGGCUGCCAGCUGUCAGAGAGAUGCUGUGAAGCUCUGGCCUCAGUUCUCAGCUCCAACUCCUCUAGUCUGAGAGAGCUGGACCUGAGUACCAAUGAUCUGCAGGAUUCAGGAGUGAAGCUGCUUUCUGCUGGACUGGGGAGUCCACACUGUACACUGGAAACUCUCAGCCUGAAUGGCUCUAAUCUGUCAGAGAGAUGCUGUGAAGCUCUGGCAUCAGUUCUCAGCUCCAACUCCUCUAGUCUGAAAGAGCUGAACCUGAGUUCCAAUGAUCUGCAGGAUUCAGGAGUGAAGCUGCUCUCUGCUGGACUGGGGAGUCCACACUGUACACUGGAAACUCUCAGGUCAGUUUUACUCCAUGGUCAAACAGUAACACCACAAGUUCCACCUCAUAGGACAUUGAACCGAUUUACCUCCAAUUGA
Molecule: messenger RNA, 2315 nt
Organism: Gadus morhua (Atlantic cod)
Lineage: Eukaryota; Metazoa; Chordata; Actinopteri; Gadiformes; Gadidae
Product: NLR family CARD domain-containing protein 3-like
Exons: 5
Coding region: 60-2315 (751 amino acids)
Molecular function (GO): protein binding
Source: RefSeq, a predicted model, not a curated record